AUGGACGAGUACACGGCCAGAACAUGGUUUCAACUGAAACGCAAUGAUCCUCAUGAUGGUUCUUUAUGGAAUAGAGCGCGUAUUUUGUGCACAUUCAAAAGAGGAGCUAUAACAUGUUUAUAUCUUUUCCAACGUCGUACUGAAAACUUAGAGCAAGAAAAUCCUCGAACUUCUUCCCAACGAUCUCUUUGGUGCAAUGAAGUUCAUGAUAGCAUUCGCAUCUUAUUGGAUCGCAUUGUUACCCGAUGGCAGCCUCACUAUUUAUCCCAAAGAUUUGGAACAAACUCUGCUUUGCACCAUAGUCUAACGCCCGAGCCUUUAUUGACUGUACCAUCAAUAUUCGGUGAUCCACAAGCUGAAUCCGACUUUGAUGUGGAACAUGCGCAAGAGCGGUAUGAGCAGUGCUUUAUACCACUUCUUUAUCAUGAAUUAUGGGAAAACAUCAAACAUGAUGCAAAAUCAGUAGUCUCCAACAAUUUCUCCAACGCUGAUAACAAUAUCACAAUUGAAAUUAAGAAAAAUGAACCACAGGUUGCACAGCCAACGCAUCCGUCUGUAUCGCCUAUACCGACUACUCUGAUAUUUGGAUCUUACUCAUUCGAUAUUGAUCUCUCUUUUACUCGAACAUUUCCUAAACUUGGUUUAGGUGAUAUUAUACUGAUUAGCAUUAAUCCUCAAGGUCAAAUCCAACGUUCUUUUGCUGUUGUUGUUCACGUAAGUGAUCGUUGGCCAGCGAAUAUGGAUACAAUUCCAAUCACCACUGAUCUAGUAGAAGGGAUGAAGAAUAAAAAUACCAUCAAAGUGAAGUCUAAAAUAGUCUUUUAUACCUCGAAAAAAUGUUCAGAUGUAAUUGCAAAGCAUUGUACAUCUGUUCGAUCGAACACAAUUCCUGUCACUAAGUUGGGCAAUUUUACAUCAUCUCGAAGACAUAUUAGUGCCGUUUAUAAUUUACGUACGUUUUCGAAACAAAGAACACUGGUACGCGUCGGUCGUGAAGCACCUCUUGAUCAUGAUGUCUGUGAACAUUUUCUCGAAUCGCAGACUAUGCAACAACUUGUUCGAAUGAUGAAAAAUCGAGAGCCAAUAAUAGAAACAACAGUCGGUUCUGUCAAGGAAGGUAUUCUGACAAAAGCCAAAGUGAUCAUUUCAACAUUAAACUAUUCAGCUAAUAGUACGCUUUUAUUGAUGAAACAUCGAAAGGAUGUUGAUUUUGUGAUCAUCGAUGAAGGUAAAGUCUUUUAUUGA
Adineta steineri is the source of this 1245-nucleotide messenger RNA. NCBI's taxonomy places the organism in Eukaryota, Metazoa, Rotifera, Eurotatoria, Adinetida, Adinetidae. The record is from the annotation of a GenBank genome assembly.